AUAAAAAAAAGAUUAAACGACGUAAAGAUUGAUUGUAAAAAAGAGUAUGAGAGGAAUUCUUUUGAAACAUUAUGCAAGACCGAUUUUUGGGUCAACUUUGCUAAAUUAUCGUUGUUUUGGAACUUCAUUAAAAUCAAGACUUUUAGAGCGUAUACCGGAAGAGCAAGAAAAAGUGAAAAAAUUACGAUCAGAACAUGGUAAGAAGUCGCUUGGUGAAGUAAUACUAGAUCAGGCAUACGGAGGAAUGCGUGGAAUCAAGUGUCUUGUAUGGGAAGGAUCAGUUUUGGAUUCGGAAGAAGGUAUACGUUUCCGUGGAUUAACUAUUCCAGAAUGCCAGGAAAAACUUCCAAAAGCACCUCAAGGAACUCAGCCAUUGCCGGAAGGUCUUUUCUGGUUAUUAUUAACGGGCGAAAUACCUACAAAUGAGCAAGUAAAAGAGGUUUCAGAAGAAUGGGCAGCACGUUCAGAUAUUCCAGAAUUUCUUGAAAAAUUAAUUGAUCAUUGUCCACCUGACUUACAUCCAAUGGCCCAAUUUUCCUUAGCUGUUACAGCGCUCGAGCAGGGAUCUUCUUUUAGCGCAGCAUAUGCAAAAGGAAUCAAUAAAAAGGAUUACUGGUUACAUUAUUUCGAUGAUUCUAUGGAUAUUAUUGCAAAACUCCCUGUAAUUGCUGGAAAAAUUUAUAGAAAUCUAUACAAGGAUGGAAGAGUUGCUUCUAUUGAUAAAGACAAAGAUUACAGUUGGAAUUUAUCCAAUAUCCUUGGAUAUUCCGACAAGGAAGAAUUCAAUGAACUUCUUCGACUUUAUCUUACCAUUCAUUCGGAUCAUGAAGGUGGAAAUGUCAGUGCCCAUACGUCCCAUCUAGUAGCAAGUGCUUUAAGUUCUCCUAUGCUUUCGCUUAGUUCAGGACUAAACGGUCUUGCUGGACCUCUUCAUGGCCUUGCUAAUCAAGAAGUUUUAAAUUGGAUUUUGGCUAUGAAAAAUGAAAUUGGAGACAAUGUCACAAAAGAAAAUAUCGAAGAAUAUCUUUGGUCUACUCUUAAUGCAGGGAAAGUCAUUCCCGGAUAUGGCCAUGCUGUUUUAAGAAAGACAGAUCCUCGAUAUACAGCUCAGCGUGAAUUUGCUCUUAAACAUUUACCAGACGACCCUAUGUUUAAGCUUGUAUCAUUAGUGUAUGAAGUUGCUCCAAAAGUUUUGCUCAAGCAUGGAAAAACAAAAAACCCAUAUCCUAAUGUUGAUGCACAUUCUGGAAUUUUGUUACGAUAUUACGGCUUGGUAGAACAACAGUUUUAUACAGUACUUUUUGGUGUUUCUCGUGCAUUAGGUAUACUUUCCCAGCUCAUUUGGGAUCGUGCAUUGGGUCUUCCAAUUGAACGUCCUAAAUCAUUUAGUACAGAAGCAUUUAUUAAAAUGUUUUCCAAGUAAUAUUGUGUAUCAUAUUUUUUUUUUUUGGGCUUAGAAAGAAUAAUA
Molecule: messenger RNA, 1468 nt
Organism: Pneumocystis carinii B80
Lineage: Eukaryota; Fungi; Ascomycota; Pneumocystomycetes; Pneumocystales; Pneumocystaceae
Product: citrate synthase, mitochondrial
Exons: 11
Coding region: 47-1423 (458 amino acids)
Biological process (GO): citrate metabolic process; carbohydrate metabolic process; tricarboxylic acid cycle
Cellular component (GO): mitochondrial matrix
Source: RefSeq, a predicted model, not a curated record